Molecule: messenger RNA, 813 nt
Organism: Dimorphilus gyrociliatus
Lineage: Eukaryota; Metazoa; Annelida; Polychaeta; Dinophilidae
Source: the annotation of a GenBank genome assembly
GGUUUUUCAAAGAACAACAACCAAAAUAUAAAUUAAAUCAUCACUAAAAUUAAAAAGGAAUAAGCAAAAAUGUUCUCUGCGUUGACGAACCUUAUUUGGACCGAUAACACCGAGGAACAGGUGAACAAGAACUUAGACUUGUACGAGGAGGAAUUGGAUGGCGAAUGGAUCUUGGUUGAUGUUGAUCAUCCUGAUACUGAUACCUCGAAUUCGAGUAUGGCUGCCAUGGAUGAAAGUUGGCUGGUGACGCCCCCAGCUUGCUUCAACGCGGACUCAACUGAGGUGCUGCAAUUAGCCACCUCGCCAAUAGAAAAUUUACUAAUAGAGCAUCCAAGCAUGAGCGUCUAUGGACGUUUGUCAUCACCUGCUCGACGUAGUCAAACGCCCCCUCAAAGACUGCAUUUGGUACCGAUAAGAGAAGGAUGCUCAAAAUCACUCCGUACUUCUACAUCGAAAGAUGUUCAUCAAAUAUCUAAAGUCGAUAUUAUAGAACAAAAGAAAAAGAGAAAAAAAGAAACUCAGUAUUGGUCGAGAAAAUCACUUAAUCUUAGAAACAAGAUCGUCAACUCCGGACGUUCUCGCAAUAAAUCUAGACGCUAUUAAAAAGGAACAUCUAGGCAUAUUCUUCCGAUUAGAAUUUAACUAGUAGUUUAAGAGUCUAUCUUCAUAUUUUAAAUAAUAAUGAAAAGACUGACAGUAGAAACUUCACCGGACAGUACGUUUUCACCGUCUUUCGUCUUAAAUAUUAUUUCUUUUUUGUUUUGCUGUGUUUUUCCUAAAUUAAUUCUAAAUAUAAAUGUGCUAGAGAUUUUG